Danio aesculapii is the source of this 5051-nucleotide messenger RNA. RefSeq names its product ATP-binding cassette, sub-family B (MDR/TAP), member 5 (gene abcb5). Gene Ontology annotation, molecular function: ATP binding; ABC-type transporter activity; ATP hydrolysis activity. Gene Ontology annotation, cellular component: membrane. The transcript is spliced from 29 exons. Gene Ontology annotation, biological process: transmembrane transport. The record is from RefSeq and is a predicted model, not a curated record. The coding region runs from base 69 to 4085 and encodes 1338 amino acids. Lineage: Eukaryota; Metazoa; Chordata; Actinopteri; Cypriniformes; Danionidae.
CCUGCAUAUUGUGUCUGUUUGCAUCAGCUGUGACCAUCACAUGGGCAACAAGAAUACUGUGUUUUACAAUGAAAGACGGACAAUCUGAACAAUCAACAGACCCCCCACCCUACUCGCAAGAGGCGAUCCCUGAGGGCUUCGUAAACCUCGCUUACAGCCAAGAUGAGAAACCUCACGAAGACAAACCAGAAGAGCCACCCAAUGACUCAAAGCACAAAGGCAAAAAGGGAAAAAAGUCAAAGGACCAGAAAGAGUCAGUGAAAACAGUUGGGUUUUUUCAACUGUUUCGCUAUGCCACCUGCCCAGAGGUGUUCCUCAUGCUGAUCGGCCUCCUCUGUGCUGCUGCCCAUGGUGUCGCUUUGCCUCUCAUGUGUGUAGUGUUUGGACAAAUGACCGACAGCUUCGUGCAGAGUGGGCAGACGUACAAUCUGACAGGCUCCAAUGGAAACUUCACCUCUAACUUCACCUUCACCCUCAACAACACUUCAACGUGUUUGGCUGGUUCUCCGGAAAUAGGCAUCGAAUCUAAAAUGACACAACAAGCAUAUUUCUUUAUCGGGAUCGGGGGCGCAGUUCUCGUCCUGGGAACGUUCCAGGUAAUGCUUUUUCUGCUGACUGCUGCGAAGCAAACCAAGAGGAUCCGGGAGAAGUAUUUUCAUGCCAUCCUUCACCAGCAGAUGUCGUGGUUUGACACGCAUCCCAUCGGAGAGCUGAACAUUAGACUUACAGAUGAUAUAAACACAAUCAACGAUGGCCUCGGGGACAAAAUUGCUGUGUUUGUUCAGUUUUUUUGCUCCUUUAUAUCUGGACUCGUCAUUGGUUUUGUCUUUGGCUGGAAGUUGACGCUGGUCAUUCUUGCUGUCAGUCCACUGCUGGCAGGAUCAGCCGCUGCUUGGUCUAAAAUACUUGCCUCUUUAACCAGUAAGGAGCUGACAGCGUAUGCUAAAGCAGGAGCGGUAGCAGAGGAGAUCCUGGUUGCCAUCAGGACAGUCGUAGCAUUUAACGGACAGAAGAAAGCAGUGGAAAAGUAUGAGAAAAACUUGGUGGAAGCAAAGGAUUUUGGGGUAAAGAAAGCCAUAAGCACUAACGUGUCCAUGGGCCUGACUCAGUUCAUAAUAUUUGCCACUUACGCACUGGCGUUUUGGUACGGGACAAAGCUGUCUGUGGAUGAACCAGAGAAUUACACAAUUGGGAGGGUGCUGAUUGUUUUCUUCUCUGUUAUGAUCGGCACUUUCUCUUUGGGUCAAGGAGCUCCAAACCUGGAGGCCAUUGCCAAGGCUAGGGGUGCUGCUUAUGAGGUCUACAAAACUAUUGACAUGCCUCGUCCCAUUGACAGCAGUUCAAAAGAGGGCCACAAACCAGACCAUGUGAGAGGAGAUAUCGAAUUCAAAAACAUUAAUUUCAAUUACCCCUCCAGAAAAGAUGUGACGAUUUUGCAGGGAAUGAGUCUGAAAGUCCCUCACGGAAAGACCAUUGCUUUGGUCGGAGCCAGCGGCUGUGGGAAAAGCACCACAAUUCAGCUUCUGCAGCGCUUCUACGACCCUGAUUCUGGAGAGGUGACUCUGGAUGGUCAUGAUAUCCGCACUCUGAAUGUGCGCUGGCUGAGGGAGAACAUGGGGAUUGUGAGUCAGGAACCAGUUCUUUUUGGAACCACCAUCGCGGAGAACAUUCGCUACGGCCGAGAAGACGCCACCGAUGCGGACAUUGAACAGGCCAUUAAAGAGGCCAAUGCCUACGAUUUCAUUUCCAAACUUCCAGAUAAACUGAACACUAUGGUUGGUGAGAGAGGUGCUCAGCUGAGCGGAGGACAGAAACAGAGGAUCGCCAUCGCUCGCGCUCUCGUCAAAAACCCCAAAAUCCUCCUGCUGGACGAGGCCACAUCCGCCCUGGACACACAGAGCGAGUCCAUCGUUCAGGCAGCUUUAGACAAGGCCAGAGCAGGACGUACUACCAUUGUGAUCGCACACCGUCUGUCCACUAUUCGUUCGGCUGACAUAAUUGCUGGUUUCAGUGAAGGCCGGGUGGUGGAGCAGGGCUCACACAGAGAACUAAUGGCCAAGAAAGGGGUUUACUAUUCCCUCGUAACGCAACAGACUUCUGGGAGAGAAAAUGAAGAACUUGAUGCCAAUGAAGACGACACCCAGGACGAUUCUGAUGGGGAGACUGGUGAAGAAUCUUCUGACGCAGAGAUUCUGGAAGGAGGCGUGGAGAUGAAACUGGAGCGUGGUUCCUUCAGAAAAAGCCUGAGACGUUCCAGUAAGAGGCGUUCCUCCAGGAAGAAGAGCAAGAAAUCCAGAAAAGACAAAAAGGCAAAAAAAGAAGAAAUUCCUGAAAUGCCGUUCACUAAAAUCCUGGCACUGAACAAGCCGGAAUGGCCUUACCUGGUGGUGGGCACCUUCGCCAGCCUCGUGGGUGGAGCUGUGUAUCCCUGCGUAGCCAUUCUGUUUGCCAAAAUCAUUGGUGUAUUCGCAGAACCGGAUCCUGAGGUGAAGCGGCAGAAGACCUUGAUGUUCUCACUUUUAUAUCUGCUAAUUGGAGUUGUGGCGUUUCUCACUUAUUUCUUCCAGGGCUUCAUGUUUGGUAAAUCUGGUGAGCUCCUAACCAUGAGAUUGAGAAGCCAGGCUUUCAAGGCAAUUGUGAGACAGGAGAUUGGCUGGUUUGAUGACAACAACAAUGCAGUGGGAGUCCUGACCACUAAAUUAGCCACAGAUGCGUCUCUGGUUAAAGGGGCUGCAGGAUCCAGAUUAGGACUGGCCACCAACACUAUCUGUGCUCUUCUCAUUGCUGUGAUUGUUGCCUUCGUUUUCUGCUGGCAGCUCACAUUGCUGAUUCUCGCCUGUGUGCCCUUUCUCACGGGUGCAAACUUCAUCCAGAUGAGGGCCAUGGCAGGACACACUUCCAAAGACCAGAGUGCACUUGAGAUGUCUGGCAAGAUUUCCACAGAAACCGUUGAGAACUUCAAAACAGUGGUGGCAUUGACCCGUGAAGACGUCUUCUUCCACAAGUUUAUCGACAGUCUGAGCAAACCCUAUAAGUCGAGUUUGUGUAAAGCGCCCAUCUAUGGGAUCACCUUUGCUCUCGCUCAAGCCAUUCCUUACUUUGUCAACGCCGCCAUCUUCAGAUUUGGAGCCUGGCUCAUUGCACACUGUUACACCGAAUACGAAAAUGUCUUCCUGGUAUUUUCAGUGAUUGUUUUUGCUGCUAUGAACAUUGGUCAGUCUUCAUCAUUCGCUCCUGAUUUUGCUAAAGCCAAAGCUGCAGCGGCCAGAAUCAUCCAACUGCUGGAGAAGAAACCAGAGAUUGAUAUCUACGAUGAGUCUGGAGAGAGACCUGGCACCUUUUCGGGCAACAUCGAUUUCAAGGAUGUGCAGUUCUCAUACCCGACGCGACCAAAUGUGAAGGUGCUGCAGGGUCUGGAUGUGUCGGUGCGUCAGGGUCAGACUCUGGCUCUGGUGGGCAGCAGCGGCUGUGGAAAGAGCACCACUAUUCAGCUUCUGGAGCGUUUCUACGACCCCGCCGGAGGCCAAGUGCUUGUAGACGGUCGUGACAGCAAGAGUGUGAAUCUGGCAUGGCUGCGCACACAGAUGGGGCUGGUGUCUCAGGAGCCCAUCCUGUUCGACUGCACCAUCUCUGAGAACAUUCAGUACGGAGACAACAGUCGGACAGUCACACAAAAUGAGAUUGAGGACGCCGCGAAGAAGGCCAAUAUACACAACUUCAUCCUCACCCUUCCAGAUAAAUAUAACACUCGUGUUGGAGAUAAAGGCACUCAGCUGUCUGGAGGACAGAAGCAGAGGAUCGCCAUCGCUCGAGCUCUGGUCCGAAAACCCAAACUCCUGCUGCUCGACGAGGCCACGUCAGCUCUCGACACGGAGAGCGAGAAGAUCGUGCAGGCGGCUUUAGAUGAGGCUCGGCUCGGCCGUACAUGUAUCGUCAUUGCCCACCGAUUGACCACCAUUCAGAACGCAGACAUUAUUGUGGUGGUUCAGAACGGCAAGGUGGUGGAGCAGGGAACACAUGCACAACUCAUGGCCAAACAAGAGGCUUAUUUCGCUCUGGUGAAUGCACAAGUUUCCGCUCACUAACAUGAACAUUAAGCAGCAUUUACAUAUUGCAAAUGAAGGGCUAAGUAACUAAAAAAUAGUGCAGUUACUAUUUACAAUUACAUUUAAGAUACAGGUACUAAGAGUUGUGAGUGUUGUAAUAAACUUUCUAUAGUUUUAAAAAUUAAAAUGUCAUUGAUGAACUUAUUAAGAUAAACCAGUGUGUGUGUGUGUGUGCGUGUGUGCAUGUGUGUGUGUCUGUGUGUGUGUGUGUGUGUGUGUGUGUGUGCGUGAGAGAGAGAGAGAGAGAGGAAAAAAGUUAUUUGUUUUUAUGUAAACUUUGUUACAGCUCUGUGAAUAAAUAUUGUUCUUUAGACUUUAUAUUUGCAGAGAUUUAUUUUUUCUCUUAUAUCCAGCUCGGAUAUUAAUAGGAGAAACUGCACAUAAAUAAAUAUAAAUCUGGUAUAAGCUAUUGUUUGUUUGUACACCCACUUUAUCAUGGCUCUGUGAAAAGAUGCUGUAUAUGUAAAGAUUUAUUUUGUCAUAUGCAUUGUAAAUAUAAUAUGUUAUUUUAUUGCACAUUAAAAAAUGUACACUUGGGACACGUUUUCCCCCUACAGAUCUUAAAUAAUUGCAACCAUUCUACUUAAUGUUUUACCGAAUGUAUGAGUUUGUACAGCUAGUAUAAACCCGUUGAAUGUGAAUAUUGCUUUAAGUGUUUUGUUUUUAUGACCUCAUCGCAUGGGGGCGCAAUGUGCGCGUGCUUUGAACCUCCAACAUGUUGGAUCUUUUUUUCUCUCUCCUGCACUGGCUUUAACUUGGUCUCUCGGAUUUAAACUGCUACAACAGCCUUGUAUUAUUUCUUGUGAUAUGUUGUUAUAUAAUGUUCAGUGUUUAAAGGCUUUUUUCGAUUUGUAUUAAAUAUUAUUAAUAAUUCUGUGAUGUCAUUUCUUCCUCAAAAAAAAAAACGUUUGCUUACGUUAAAUAAAGUCAGUUUCAAUUCCAAAA